Molecule: messenger RNA, 2402 nt
Organism: Strongylocentrotus purpuratus (purple sea urchin)
Lineage: Eukaryota; Metazoa; Echinodermata; Echinoidea; Camarodonta; Strongylocentrotidae
Product: muscle-specific protein 20
Exons: 9
Coding region: 277-1269 (330 amino acids)
Molecular function (GO): protein binding
Source: RefSeq, a predicted model, not a curated record
AUUUAACUUUCCUCGAAUCGGUCACAGCUGAUAUUCAUUAUCUCUCAACAUAUUUUGUCCUCACUUUUCUUCCGUCUCGAGCGGUGUUUCGUCAUUUUGCACGGAAUUCUUCUUCUUCUUUUCGUGCGAACACCUGAAGGAUUAAUUUGAAAUAUAUCAAAGUAUCGAGGCGAGAGUCGUGAUAUAUCUUGGCUAAUAAGUGCAGCGAUUUGUGGGAAGGUUUGACAUUGGAGCUUGUAAUUUCGUUCAUUCCUUGUUUCUUAGUCACCUGUCAUCAUGGCUUUUCAACAACAAAGAGCCAACCGUGCCCCGCAACUCGGGAUGUGGCGGGCGAUUCACGCAAAGAUCGAGUCAAAACGCGACCCCGAACUUGAACGUCAAUGCGUGGAGUUCGUUGUCCAUCACACAGGCGAGACCGUCAACACUUUCGACGACCUGAAGAACGGAGUCAUUCUCUGCAAGCUUGUUAACAAAUUCUGCCCGAAUGCCGUGAGAAAGGUCGAACAGUCCACAGCUGUCUUCAAGCAGAGGGCAAACCUUGAAUCCUUCAUCCAGGGAUGCAAGGCAUUUGGACUCAAGGACCAAGAAGUCUUCCAGGUCAACGAUCUCUUCGAAAACAAGAACAUCCCACAGUUCACACAGUGCAUUGUCGCCCUUGGCCGCUAUGCCCAAGCUACAGAAGGUUACGAUGGCCCCAUCCUUGGGCCUAAGCAAUCCGAGGGCAACGUCCGUGAAUUCACCCAGGACCAGAUGGAUGCUGGCAAGCACAUGAUCGGACUCCAAAUGGGUUCCAACAAGGGUGCUUCACAGGCUGGAGGAGACUUCGGCAGACCACGACAGGUCCACUCAGAAUUCAAAUACCAUGGAUUAUUGGUCAACAAAUUCUGUCCCGAAGCCGUCAGGAAGAUCGAGACUUCAACUGCAGUUUUCAAGCAGAGGGCAAACCUUGAAUCCUUCAUCCAGGGAUUGAAGGUCUACGGGCUCAAGGACCAAGAUGUCUUCCAGGUCAACGACCUUUAUGAGUCCAAGAACAUCCCACAGUUCACAGGGUGCCUUGUCGCCCUUGGCCGCUUUGCCCAGUCCCAACCCGGCUACGACGGCCCCAUCCUAGGACCCAGGCAGUCAGAGAGCAACGUCCGUGAUUUCUCGCAGGACCAGAUGGAUGCUGGCAAGCACAUGAUCGGACUCCAAAUGGGUUCCAACAAGGGUGCUUCACAGGCUGGUGGAGACUUCGGCAGACCACGACAGGUCCACUCAGAUUUCAAAUAGAUCCCUUACCCCCGAUCCUCACCAACAACCAAUAUAUAUCCCACAUCAUCGCAUACACAGCCCAGUUCGCGGACAGGAUAAAUAGGAGGAAGAGGGGAGGAAGAGGGGAGGAUAAAGGAAGGGGGAGGGAAAGGAAACGUUUGAUACGAAAGAAUAACAAUUUCCAUGUCAGACGUGUUUGCAUUUGAGAGAAAUCUUGAGAAAUGCGCUUCCCCCGAAAAUUUGACAGAAGCAUUAUUAUUUAAAACUUGGUUUCAAAACACUGUUGUAAUAUGUGGCAAAUUCGCAAUGUAAUCUGAAAAUAUUCUAAAUUUGGAGAAAUUUGUUUAUCCUGUAAUAUUUAAUAGGCGGCACAUCUAUUUCCCCUUUUCUUAUACUGUUACGCAUAACAUUUUCGUAUCAAUAAGCAUCAUUCUACCAAAAAAAAGUUUAGUUUAACAUAAUCUUUAUUUUGUUGUAUGUAUUCAUUACUAUCUUGCUGAUCAAAUUUUGUUCUUAUACCAUGUUCUCCAGUUUCAAAACGAAAUCCAUUUUUAUCACAAAGUUGUUUUUUUGCUAACGCAUAAGAAUUUCCUCGUCUUAAUCAUUGAAGGGGAGAAUAUGAUAAUGACAUGAAGCUUGUAUUGUAUUGCAUGAAAUGUAACUUGUGUAAUAUUUCGAAAUAUAUAUGUGUAUAUGUUCACCGGGUUGCUAAGACAUAGCAUAUAAAAUGGAGACGUUAAUAUAAGCUUGCUAACGACAUGACUAAACAUAAAUCAUGUUAUUUGACGCCAUAAUGAGUUUGAUACAAAUUCUUUAACAAACAAAAAUGAUCAGUAUAUGUGGGAUAUAUAUUAAAAAAAAACAGAUUAAAUAGGAAUGUUCCUUAGCCCACUUGACUUCUUUGUUUUGUUAGCAUUCAUCAAUUUAUUUAAAGAACGAUUCGAUUCCCCUUUAAAAAAAUUAACAAAUGUUCACUUCAGUGCAUACUAUUUAAACAUUGAUCGCUGUACCAGUUACUAAAAAUAGAAGCUAUUCAGCAAAACUGAAACUCUAAUUCACUAAGAUGUCAUGAUAUUUAUUUCAUUCAAAUGUACACCGUUAUACUUUCGUCCUUAUAAAAUAAAGUUGCUGCACACAAUCCGAAAUACUUA